GUUGUAACUUCGACUAUCGUCAAUUUUACUAAUCGAUACUAAUUCAAAAAUCGAUUGUUACGCGCAUGCGUGAUUAAAUACGUUAACAUGUGUUCUCCAAAUGCAUUCUGUGGUGCUUGAUCGAACAUAACCUGCAAGAGAUAUGAGUAAUUGAGAAUUGUAUUAAUUUUAUUAAUUGUUUAUAAUAAAAGAAUAAUUGUAAUAGCGUUUGGAAUGUUAAGAUAUCAAUAAAUAUAAAUAUUAAUAUUAUACAAUUAAAUAUGGGGGAGAAUACGAGAAAAUCACGCGUGAUAAUGGAUGAGAGUGGAAUAUCAAAUAUAAUUGAAUAUUCUUACGAUAAAUGGAACCUACAGGAUUUCAUGAAAAAUUUUAAAAUAGUUAUAGUAAAAGAAUCUCAAAAUGAAAGAGAAUUAGAAUUUGAUCUAAUCAAUUGCCAUUCAUCGUUUGUUAAUGCUAUACGUAGAAUACUCCUAAGUGAGGUUCCAUCUAUGGCUAUAGAUAAGGUUUUUAUAUUAAAUAAUACCAGUUUAAUUCAAGAUGAAGUAUUGGCCCACAGAUUUGGACUUAUACCUCUAAAAGCUGACCCUAGAUUAUUUGAUUAUCCGUCUACUAACGAGAAAGAUGAAAACGAAGUUAGCGAUCAGGAUACAUUAAGAUAUGAAAUUAAAGUGAGCUGUACUUGGAAUCCACAGCCACCAAAAGAUUCUAGAUUAUCAUCCGACAUGUAUAAAUAUAAUAAUGUUUACAGUAAGGAUAUCAAGUGGGUGUCGAUUGGACGUCAAGCAGAAUUAUAUCCUAGAGGUGUAGAACAAUUGGGUGUUAUAGAAGAAGAUAUUUUAAUUAGCAAAAUGAGGCCAGGGCAAGAAAUUCAUGCUUUUAUGCAUGCAGUUAAAGGUAUCGGAAAAGAUCAUGCCAAAUUCUCUCCAGUAGCCACUGCUUCAUAUAGAUUAUUACCGGAGAUUAAAAUAUUAAAACCAGUGAGAGGAGAUUUGGCUCCACUUUUUAAAAAGUGCUUCAGUCCUGGUGUCAUAGAAGUUGUCGAACACCAUAAAGAUAACCCUGAUUCAAGGGAAGCUGUUGUCAAGAAUGCACGUUAUGAUAGCUGUUCUCGCAAUGUCUUUCGUUAUGAUGAACUGAAGGAUACCGUACAACUAAGUCGAGUAUCGAAUCAUUUUAUUUUUACUAUUGAAUCUGUUGGUGCGUUAUCAUCAGCCGUAUUAUUUACAGAAGCUGUCAAAAUAUUAAAAUCCAAAUGUAGAACAUUUUUAGAUGAACUUGAAAACCCCUCAUAGUAAGUUCAAUGUCUUAUUUAUUUUAAAUAAAAAAAAACAAAUAAAUACUUUUUUUUUUUUAUAAAUAAUUUAUUGUCGUUAGAAUCCCAUACAUCGUGUAUUUUUUUUUGCAAUUAUGUGCACCCGUAACAUUUAUGAAACAUUUAUUUUAUUAUAAUAUAUUGUUUUAUUUUGAUAAAUGACAGUAAUACCAAUAAUUGCAUACCUUCUUCUUCUUUUAACUUUUAUGAAAAUAUUGAUAUGCGAAAUAUUGUAUAAAACCUUUGAGCAUUAAUAGAUAAAU
Messenger RNA from Polistes canadensis, 1575 nucleotides. RefSeq names its product DNA-directed RNA polymerases I and III subunit RPAC1 (gene Polr1C). Gene Ontology annotation, biological process: DNA-templated transcription. The record is from RefSeq and is a predicted model, not a curated record. Gene Ontology annotation, molecular function: protein dimerization activity. Bases 261 to 1292 code for a protein of 343 amino acids. Lineage: Eukaryota; Metazoa; Arthropoda; Insecta; Hymenoptera; Vespidae. Gene Ontology annotation, cellular component: RNA polymerase III complex; RNA polymerase I complex. The transcript has 7 exons.